Molecule: messenger RNA, 751 nt
Organism: Bipolaris sorokiniana ND90Pr
Lineage: Eukaryota; Fungi; Ascomycota; Dothideomycetes; Pleosporales; Pleosporaceae
Exons: 1
Coding region: 440-634 (64 amino acids)
Source: RefSeq, a predicted model, not a curated record
CUCGCGGCGGGAGACGAGUGACUCGUCGGCUGAGGCGAACGAAGUGUCGCUGUAGAUGCUGCAGUCGUCUUCCAGGGGGUGCUCAGCGCAGUUGCGGUAUUGCGCAUGGUCAGCGCCCUCUGGAACCUUCAUGACCUCCUAUCCAUCUAGAGUUAGCAAGAGUGAGAUUGACGAGGACUUGAAAUGAAGAAGAGAAGACACACACCUAGGGAACCGUUUUCCUCGACCAAAGCCGCGUUGGUGAGAGCAGCAGCGAGAACCGCAUUGGACUAGAAAGCGAGAGCGAGGAGACUGAAAAAAACGUCAUGAGGACGAUUGAGAUGCUCGGAGUUUUCAGAGGUAGGCAGGUAAACAGGUAAAUGAUUGUGAUGUAUUGGAUGACGUUUUCUUCACGGCGAGAUACCAUCUCUCCUUAAAAUUCCUUCGUUUACUUGACGCCAUGCCCGUCUCUCAUUCUCUCCUUCCAUGCCUCUUUCUCAUCCUGAGACUACUGUUAUGUAUCUCGCUUCCCAUCUCUCGUCUUCUUUGCAUAUUCUCUUCAAUGGCUGUUUUGAGUAAACUUGGCCGUGAUUUGGAUCAAUGCCACGAAAUGAUCGUUGUACAUAAACAUUACUACGUACCAAGAACGAGCUAAGUAUGAACGAACCAGAAAAAAGAAAAGAAAUAAAACACCGAGAAUAUUCAGCCUUGAGUUUGAGGCAUCCGGUCUAAAGGAUGACUGAUGUUCUUUGUAUAUCGUACUGUAGUACCU